Messenger RNA from Triticum aestivum (bread wheat), 1459 nucleotides. RefSeq lists its product as uncharacterized. The record is from RefSeq and is a predicted model, not a curated record. The coding region runs from base 28 to 1242 and encodes 404 amino acids. The transcript has a single exon. Gene Ontology annotation, molecular function: protein binding. NCBI's taxonomy places the organism in Eukaryota, Viridiplantae, Streptophyta, Magnoliopsida, Poales, Poaceae.
GCAGGCUUUCUCGUUCGUCGAUCCGAUAUGUCACGCCGCGCACCAAGCUGCUGGUCGAGCAUCCCCUCCGAGCUCGCGGGGGUCGUGCUCCGCCGCCUCCCUUGCCAUGCCGACCGGGUCCGCUUCGCCGCCGUCUGCAAACAGUGGCGCGCCUCUGCGCGGCAGACCUCUCCGCCCCUGCACUACCCAUGGCUCGCCUUGCCCGACCGGACAUUCUACAGCCUGCCUGGCUCCGCCUUCCGGCCGCUGCCGCUCCACCUCGACCGCCACCGGCAGCUGCCGCACGCGCAGAGCUCCUGCGGCCAGUGGCUCGUGUUCGAGCGCUUCGACGGCGCCUACACGCUGGUCAGCCCCUUCUCCAUGUCCACCACCAUCCUGCUCCCCGGCCUCUCCGACACGUACGCCCCCAACGUGCCUCUCCGGGUCCCGCAAGACGAGCCCAAGCCGUAUAUGUUGAAGCUCGUCGUGUGCUCCGACGACCUCGUCGCCGCGAUCGUCGAUGACAACGAGGCAUGGACGUAUAGCAAGCUUGCCUUGUGCCGGCCAGGGGCGUCCUCGUGGUGGUCCAGCACACCCGACGAGCUUCGCCACCUCCAAGACAUUGUCUCGUGCGAGGGAAAGCUCUACGCCCUCGACAGCUGGGACGGGCUCUUCUCCGUGUCCAUCGCCACCGACAGGCGCACCGGCGAGCCGGCCGUGUCACGGGUCGACCACCUCAUGGGUAACCCCCGCCGGGGCCGGGUCCUCGGCGACUCGCCGCGAUACCUGCUAGAAUCCAGCGGAACGUUGCUGUUGGUCUGCAGGGAGGAUCCUAAGAGCAAGGCGGAGCGGACGACGAUAGGGGGGCGUCGGAUGUGGAGUGCGCUCGAGCUGCAGAUGGGGACCAAGUUCAGGGUGCUCGAGGCGGACUUGGCGCGGUCGCGGUGGGCGAGGCUGAGGAGCGUGGGCGACCGCCGGAUGCUGUUCGUCGGGCCAUGGUGCUCCCGAGCGGUUCAUGUUACCGCCGCCGCCGCCGAGCACGAGCAGGACUGUCUCUACACCGGGGAUCGUAUCUUCUUCACGGAGGACGCCAUCGCUGGGACAUACAAUCAUCGAUACUACCACAAACAACCGGAGCCCUUCUACUGCAGCGUCUACGACAUGAGGACGAGGCGGUCGGAGUUGUUCCUCGAGACGCCCGUGCGGCCGUUGAAAGGCUUCCCGGUCACGUGGCUAUUCCCUCCAACUCCAAGUCAGGGAUAGCUACGACUGAAGUGAAUGGCCAGUUCUAUCUAUGCAUGAUGUUGGCAGGCUCUGCAUGCUGGCCUCAAAUACUACUGUACUUGGUCUGAUGAUUGCAAACCUAAGAUGUAUUUCCCGUCAACGUUGUCCUCCCUCCGGUCAUUUUUACUCCGCGUAUUAGAUUUUUGUCAAGUCAAAAUCAACCAAGUUUGACCAGAUUUAUAUUAAAAAUAUAUAA